AGGAGGUCCGGUAAACACGUGCGUUCUGAGUUUGUCGUGUGAUUCUGUGUCGAAAUAAACCCAAUUUUGCACGUAGAAAUGAAGGUAAAGGUAGAAAAAACACCCGAAACGGCCGACAGCAAGUUGGUGGACAUCAAGAAAACCAAGUCCGACAUACAGAAGGCAAAGAAGCCUAAACAGGAGCUGAAAGUAGCCGCCACCAAGUUGACUGGAAGCAGCGUGGCUUCUCCGCUUGCCUUCGCCGAAAAGAAGAAUCUUUCCGUGAAGCGCAAAGCCAAAGGUAAAAAAGCAUCCGGUACUCCCAUCGCGGUGAAGACGGAACCGUUGGAUGCGCAGGGCAUGACUGUUCCGAAGCCGUUUAAAGAAGAAGCAGUUGAGGCUGCAGAAACGAAACCUCCGUUGAAGCCCAUAGCGAAUGCUGAACCAUCCGUUGCUACCAGCGAGGAAAAUCCGGAAAAAAAUGCGAAUGGCUUGAAGAAGGUAGAAACAGAUCCUGUGCUUAAAACCGAACCCGCGAAGAAAUCCGACAAAGAUGGUUUCUGGGAUCGGUUCAAGGUCGAACAGAAACAAAAGAGACAAAAGAGAAACAAUAAGUUAAAGAAAAUUAGGGAGCCCAGGGAAACAGGACCAGUUGCAGCUGAAGUAGCUGAAUCUACGCUGAAGCUUGUUCCGGAGCAGCUUGUUACUGCUGCCAACUUCAAGGUGUUGUUUGAGCAUGUUCAGAAGAAAGCAAGAGGCGACGAUAGAAACCGCCUGUUUGGUGAGGACUUUAAAUACGCACUUCAAAUUUCGUCGGUAAAGAUACCGCAAGUACCAGUCCGUAACUGUCGAAUCGAUCUUCCACAUUCGACGCUCCGCAAGGAGGACGAUACGUGUCUCAUCGUUAGUGACAAUAAACUUGGCCGAAAAGUACCCUAUCAGGGAUCUGUGGACCACUGGCAGAAGAAGCUGCAGCAGCUGGGCAUUAGCGGUGUGACACAAAUCAUCCCAUUCCGGCAAUUGAAGGAAGAUUAUUCAUCGUUCGAGAUGAAACUAAAGCUUGUUCAUCGUUUCGACCGUUUUCUAGUCGACGCGCGUAUCAAUGGCCAUGUGUUUGCAUUUCUCGGGAAAAUUUUCAUUACUCGUUGCAAAAAUCCCAUCCCAGUGAAGUUGGACAAAGAUGCAGAGGUGAAGUAUCAAAUUGAAAAAGCUCUCCGCACCGAAACAUACCGUCAGACCAACUCGGGCAGGCAGACCGCCAUAAAGUUUGCCGCUGACUGGAUGCCGGUGGAGCAGGCGGUCGAGAAUGGUAUGGCGUUGGUGGAGAAACUGAAAACCAUACAUCCCGGUGGGUGGUUAAACAUUCAAGCUUUGAACUUGAUUUCGGCGUGUACGGUCAGCGCUUCGUUCCCGCUGUACGUGAGCAAUAUUGACCCGAAUCUGAUACCGGUACCGUACAAGCACAGUCCUAAACUGGAAUUUAUCGAGAAACAGAACCGCAAGCUGCUCGCGGCAACUGGUGGCAGAGUUAGGUUCACAAACAAUGGUACGGUGGUUGUGAGCGCCCAGCAAAAAAAAAGCAAUAAACAAACCUCAACCGUAACGCCCAAACCCGAAAUACCGAAGAAAAAGGCGGUAAAAAAGGCAGGAAAAAAGGCAGUUAAAAAGGCAGUAGAUGUUAAAACCGAAAACGAUCAAGUGGUUCAGGUUAAGGAGGAGGUAAAGGAUGUGGGAAAGAUUAAAACCGAAAAAAUCAAUGACGUAUGAAGAUAUGCCAGAUGACCAGGAGUAUGCCAACGAUUUUGGUGAUGAAGAUGAUGAUGAUGAUGGUAAUGAAAUUUACUAUGUUUGGUGAAUUUAUAAUAUGAAUAAACAAGCUAUAACACGAAAA
Messenger RNA from Anopheles coustani, 1870 nucleotides. Its product is annotated as ribosomal L1 domain-containing protein CG13096-like. Lineage: Eukaryota; Metazoa; Arthropoda; Insecta; Diptera; Culicidae. The transcript has 2 exons. The record is from RefSeq and is a predicted model, not a curated record. The coding region runs from base 79 to 1746 and encodes 555 amino acids.